Molecule: messenger RNA, 1062 nt
Organism: Penicillium egyptiacum
Lineage: Eukaryota; Fungi; Ascomycota; Eurotiomycetes; Eurotiales; Aspergillaceae
Source: the annotation of a GenBank genome assembly
AUGGUUCCCACCGAGUUCGCAUAUCGGCCAAAAGGCCAGUUGAAAGGGAAACUGCAGCGAUCGACAAGGGACCUCGUCGGUCGUUCAGCAGCCAUGUGGGAUAAUUCAAAAUAUCGCUACCAUCAGUCGACAAUGGAAAUAUGGCACAAAUCAGCAGAUACAUUAAAUGAUUCGAAGGAUCGGUGUCAUCAGUCAGUUAGAUUGAUGCUAUAUCGAUCGAUGUCAAAAUGGAAUCAACCAGCAGAUCAGUUACACCGAGCCGCUCGUAUUGACGACACGACACAACAUGUGACAGCGCGCGAUGGGGAAACUCAAGAGCAAACGCCCCGGCAAUCACCCCCACAAUCACGAUUUUACUCACGGGUACUCAAUUCGCAAUCAACAAACUCAUCAGCAAAUCCAAAGACCACUUCACCCUCUACAAAAGUGGCAUCGAUCAAAUCUGCCUCGGUCAUUGGUCCUUCACUAUCUCCGGAGGAGCAGAUCAGAGUGUUUUACCAAGCAACUGUACCCGUCAAUUCCACGGUGAAGCAGGCGAGACAGUUGCGAGAUGACAAAAUAACAGUCCUGGGUGAGAUCGAGCUUGAGUGGAUCAACUCGACCAUCACCGAUGCCGAGAAUGGCGCCAAUGAUUUAGCCGCGUUUGUGAAGCAAUUUAAACAAACCGGGCCCCAAUACCACAGCAGUUGGAAGCGUCGUGACUAUGAAGUUGCCCUGAAAAAGGAAUCCGAUAUGCUUCUUUCUCAUGGCAAAGUCAAGACGGUUCUUAGCCACCUUGGCUCACUACAAAUCAGUUUGGGCAAGGAUGAAGGAUUCUUCUCUCCAUCUGAGGUUUCGACGGUUCGUCCUCCGAUUUCGGAACUUCCAUGCGAGACAAGAGUCAUAUCGGUCUUUGAACUUCCAUGCAUAUCACCUAUGAAAGCUGACCGACCUAUCCCGAAAAUUGUGGUGACACACUAUGAUGGUGAUCAUGACGAUAAUGAAGUAUACUCCCAUACCUAUGAAAGUCCUCCCCAAAGCUACGAAGUAAAUGGGAUGAAUAGCAUGGCAGAGUCACAGUGA